UAGAGGUGAGAGUGGGAUGAAAGAUUCGCAGCCGAGCACGCGAGAAUCGGCCUGGAGGAGCGACGCCGAUCUCCUUGAGGAUCGCGCGCUCUCUCGCGGACGCGCAUCUCGAAGCAGCGCCGGGAGCAGCGCCUUUUCCUUUCUCUUUCUCCGUAGCAGUGGGAGGGCUCGAGCUCUCGAGCGGACAACCGAAUAGCGGCCGCAGUCAGCCAGCCAGCGAGCAAACGGUGGCCGACGGGAGACGGAGCGGAGCCCAGGUAGAGCCGAGUAACCCAGCCGAGGGAAGCCGCCACGAGCAAGUCGAGCAUCAUGGGUCUCCAGGGUCUGCAGGGCGCUUUCAUUCUUUUGCAGAUUUGCUGUCUCUUGGCGUUAACGGUGGCAGUAACGAGAGAUGAACAGCAAUUAUCAGAUGUGCCUCUAAUUCAGGGUAUACCGAUAAUAUCCUCACAAGCCCGGACUGCACGUAUCGCAGAAUUUGUGUCAUCACACAAGAUACCAGAUAACAUUAAUCACAAAGAUGCUCGACUUCUUGAUCGCAUUGAUCGUGAAAAUGAGGAGGAAGAGGAGGAUAAAGCUGAUACUGACCUUGGAAACUACGGCAACUCAAGACUAUUCUACGAGGAUGAAGUACCGCUAAGAAGAACCUUGUCCCAGCAAAGUCAUCAUUACUCAAGUGGCAAGCAAAAUCUCCGAGACAGAGAUGAGACUUUUUCUGGCGUUCGUGUCAGCCAUGAAAACCCAACAACAAUGCUACCAAUUUUAACUACUCAAAGAGACAAUCAACUUUUCGAUUUUGUUCCGGUUAAUAUAAUUCGAGAAGAUGCCAAGGGAAAUCCCUUCGCUCCAUUCGAUAAUAAAAAUUUUGAAGAUCUCGGUGAUAUUAGUCUUGUGCCUGCAGGUUCCAACACUAGAAUUCAGGUAAAGAAAGGUCCGAACGGCAAAGAUUAUGAAUACGAAUACGUGUACUACUACUAUGACGAAGAAGAUGAAGGUAAGGGCGGGGCCACAGCUAGUAAUUCACAAGAAGCACCUACGAGAACGUCGGCACCCACCUCGAAUUCCGGAACACCACCAAGGCGCAGUAAUCCUAACCGCAAUAAGUAUAGUACGCUUGACAGAACCACGACCAUUGAACCCGUCAUUAACGAGGUGAUACCAAGCGGAAAUGGAAGUAGGGCUAGACAACUAGAUAACAUUAACGUGGAUAUAUCUGAAGAGAGAUUGCCAACCAAUACUCGCUUUCCACCGAGAUCGCGAGUGAAUCAAGCCGCAGAUACAACAGAGCGCGUCAACCGGGUUCGAGGUAAUCGUCAAAGAACUACUCUUGACUCUAUCGAUUCAAGCAGCUUUCGAGGCCAGCAGGAGGGUCCGGAAUUUCCACAAAAUCUUCCAAAUGGGCCUGUAAGAUUCCUUGGAGUGACGCCUAACGAGGGCAGCGAAGAUAAAACGACAUCACGUGUUCGUAACAGACCUCAAAAGGUUCAAGAACCCGCACCUGUCCAUGAAAGUUAUGAGGAUCCAACGUACACGAGGAAGCGACCGGUAGUUGAACAAUAUGAUAACUCGGAUGGUCAAGAGAAAAUUCAGCUUCAAACCCAAACUCAAUUCCGACAACAUCCAUAUUCAAGUAAAGACGAUGAGUUCAGUGCACCUAUUCCUAUGAGUUCAACUUCGAGAAAUUUACCAGAAGACAGAGACUUUUAUACAGAUCUCAUAACGGAAGUUACUGAUAGCCCCACUACUCAAGUACCUCAAGCAAUGGAUAAAGUCGCAUUGGAUUUAUACGCAUUUCUACAGCAAGGACGUAGUAACCUGGUAGAUUUCGUGAAGGAUAUCGAUGAUGAUAGUUCGACUACCGAGCCUCCAUUUAACUUCGGAGAGAUUACUACCAUGGCAGAAAGUGAUAUUGAAGACUACACUUCAACUGCAGGUCCACCAACAACUACUCCUACAACCACUAGUACAAGUACAACGACUACACCGGCGACGACUACAACUACAACCACGACCACUGCUGCACCGCCAUCAAGUACCGAGGAAGCAAAUAAUGUGGUACCAGCUCUUGGUCGCGGUAAAUUCCGAAGGCCAACAGUAGGCGGUCCUGUUGUAUCCCGAAAUCGAUUUAAGUCAGGCGCUAUCUUACCAAAUUCAAACAGUGCUGAACCUAAGCCUACUGAACCUAGCUCGGUGAAUAGCUCGACACAGAAAAUUCGUGGCCGUUUUGGUCAGGCUUCAGGGAACGGAGGUUUUAAACGCGCUAGACCCUCGGGACACAAACAAUCACAACAGCCGAGUGCCAGUUUAGAUGAACAAGUGCAAAAAGAGAGCGCAGAUAAAGUAAUUGUCGAAGGGAAGCCUGGGCCUGGUCGAGGUCGCUUUAGGGGAGCAGCAGCUCGCUCAGGUUCACAAGCUAAAACAACAUCUGGAACGCUAAUACGAGAUAAAGUGACGACUACAACGGGCAACCCGUCUUCGUUAGGACCUGUACAUCGACCUGGUGGCUUCAAUAAACUCAGUCCUAUUGCUAGACGACGUGGAAAUCGGCCAGCUGUUGAACAGAACUCACCAUCAAGCGAACAAACAACAUCUUCGGUAAGUCCGGGCCAGGAAAGUAGUUCUAACGAACAACAACGACCAUUAUCUAAAUUACCAACAAUUGGAUUACGACCUAAGCCACUUAACAAACCCAUCAUUAAACCCGGUGCUGGAAGAUUAAAUUUAAGACCCAGGCCAGGACAAUCUACGCCCUCGUCAACGGCCGAAGCUGUUGCGGUAGACGCGGCAUCCUCGCCACCUACCGUUGAAGCUGCAGCUGAUGAACCAGCAAGUGAGGGUACAGAAGAAGAAACUAGAGAAGCACCUGUUGAGUCGAGUCCAGCAGCACGUCCUGUUACAGUCAAUCCUUUAAAUAAGCUGCGCAAUCGUAAUAGAAUACAAGUGCAACCGAAGACGACGACUGCAAGAACACCUUUACCACCGGCUUCUCGACGCUCCCCCCUACUAUUACCUCGUCGCAAAACAACGGAGACGCCAAUCGAAGUAGCUGAGCCCGUUACAGAUGCUCAGCUAGAUGCUGCUCCUGCUUCCGACGAAUCUGAAACAACACAGUCAUCCCCAUCGGCUUCCGAGGCUAAUAUCCCAAUUACUUUGAAACACGAGGAGUCAAGCAAGAGUCUGAGCAGUUUAUUAACGCCUAGACGUAGGAUAGCUUUGAGAAGACCGGGGCAGCCAAUAUCUCUCGCUUCUGAGUAAAUUCUAUCCAAGCUUAGAGUGAUUGACUCGGAUAAAGUAAUGUAACGAACCGAGCUUACUUAUUCAUAAAAUGUACUAACGCAGCUCAACUUAUCAUUUCAAUUCAAUAGACACAAAGCUUCAUACUCUUGGAAUACGUUCAUACGUUGGAAAACCCUACGUUACAAGAGUAUCGUUUAAGCAGAGUUCUCAAAGUACUUAUUUUCACAAUUGAAACUGUUAGCUAGCAAGAUUUGGAUUUUCUAUAAUUAAAUAAUAUAACGCUAAUACGUAAACCAUUGGUUCAAGCUUAGAACUAAUGCAAUACUAAAUUUUGAAAUUCCGUACAUUUUUCACUCACUAUUAUAUGGCAAAGUUUCAAUGUAAACAAAAAAUUGGAGUGUACACUUUGUGAGUGAGACUAAGAAACCGAUAUUAAAAAGUUGGGUAUCUGUAACGCCGCUCAUGAAAUCACUGAAUAUUUUAGUAGUUGAAACAUCAAAUUCAUUGAAUUAUUGUGUAAUCUUGGUAACACAAUUACGCGACUACUUACCUAUUCCAACGUAUUCAACUUUAUUUUAUAUUUAAUAUCAUUGAGAGAUGUUGCAUUUGACGGUUUAUUUUCAUCUUUGCAUCUCUGCUUUGAAUUUAUUACGAGACAAUUUUUUGUUACUGUAGUUGUGUAACAAAAAGUAUUAAGGCUUCGUAUAAAGACAAAAAUACAUUAAAGAAAACAUAAGCCUCGUAAAGGUUUAUCGUAAUUUCUUCAUUUGUACCGUGCUAUUGGAGAAAAUGGUUAUAUCUACAUAAGCAUGUUGCUUAACAAACAUCUUUUUUAAUUUAAAGAAAUAUGAAAGUCAUUUCGAAAAAUACUAUUAUACU
This is a messenger RNA of Ceratosolen solmsi marchali, 4113 nucleotides long. Its product is annotated as mucin-17. Bases 310 to 3252 code for a protein of 980 amino acids. The record is from RefSeq and is a predicted model, not a curated record. NCBI's taxonomy places the organism in Eukaryota, Metazoa, Arthropoda, Insecta, Hymenoptera, Agaonidae. The transcript is spliced from 9 exons.